Molecule: messenger RNA, 1385 nt
Organism: Myzus persicae (green peach aphid)
Lineage: Eukaryota; Metazoa; Arthropoda; Insecta; Hemiptera; Aphididae
Exons: 3
Coding region: 334-990 (218 amino acids)
Source: RefSeq, a predicted model, not a curated record
CCAUACAUACUCGGUUUAUUCAGUUUACAGUCUACUAACCAGCAGUAUACCUUUCAUUAGUCAUCACGGUGGACCGUGUCGCCGUCGUAUAUUUAUUUUAAUGGUUACCAAUAUCAUUUUAUUUAUGCGUUCGGCUUCUUACACUUAUAACCCGGUAUUGGUGCUUAAUACUCGACUCGCAAAAUGUACUGGAAUAUUUACAAUCAACUAACGAAUCCCACGUGAGAACUCAUCAAAUCGCGUACCACCUGUAUAACAAUAAUAAUAUAUUAUAGUAUUAUACACAUAUAUAGUGGGAGAGAAAAAGACAAGAAAAACUACAAAUCAGAGAAAAUGACGAGCGAGCGAAACAUACCACACUUGAGGGACAUAUUCGGCGGGGCCGACGACGACGACGGUCUGCCGGGCGAGCUGCGGCGGUUGGACGUGAAGAGCGACGACCGAAAUUCGUUGGGCGGCGUCAGCGCGGGCGGCACAGACAGCGCCAUAUCGGUGGGCUCGGCCAGCGAAGAGGACUUAUUGCCGGCCAAAGGGUCCAAGAAGAAACGGCAUAAGAGCGGCGGAAGCCGGCAGACCAAGUGCGCGGCCACGUUUGAGGACGACGUGAAGCACCUGGAACGUCAUCUGUCCAUGAAGAAAACCAUCAGGAAGAAAAUCAUGCGAGACCUGCAACAGGCGUUUGUCGAGGACCCGGACGAGUUCAAGGUGGAAAACAUACCGCCAGAGCAGCUCAAGGCCGAGCUCAACUCCAGGAGUCUGAGCUUCGGCAUGCCUGGCAAAAAGAAAGGUAAAAUGAAGUCUGAAUCGAAUUUUCUAGACUUUUUACGUGGUGGAAACGACACGACAAUGACUGGCCGUCGUUACAACGCAGACGAAAGCGAUUCUGGACAUGGGUCACCGACCAGAGAAUUGGACGACGACGAACCGUCGAUACGGAAGCCAAGCUUUUGGAGACGUUUUACCAUAAAGGGCGCGAGGAACAAGCGGUAGGCGCAAAUGUCGUUCGAGCGCAUAAGUAACACUGUGAUCCUUAAAAGUUAAAACCUAUUAUUAUUAUUAUUAUUAUUUUAUAAUUUUUUUUUUUAUAUCACGUAAGAUUGUAUGUGCGUACCUAUGCGGUCUAUUUUCGUCUUGUCAUCCUGAUGAUGCUAUUACCUUCCAUUUUCCGAUGUACAGUCGCUGCUGUGAACUGUCCGAACCAAUAUUUUAAGUGUCAAUUAGACUACUGAUAACAAAUCCUCUCUGAUUUUUUCCUUUGAUUUUACAAGUACAGAUUUACCAUUGGAAUUUUUCUUUGAUAGUCUACGAUGUAUUUUGAUAUAAAAUAUUUUAUUUUAUGUACGUAUGUAUGUAGGUACUUAAUAAACAUGUCAUACUUAAUACAA